Messenger RNA from Drosophila guanche, 1295 nucleotides. RefSeq lists its product as uncharacterized. Lineage: Eukaryota; Metazoa; Arthropoda; Insecta; Diptera; Drosophilidae. Bases 54 to 1187 code for a protein of 377 amino acids. The record is from RefSeq and is a predicted model, not a curated record. The transcript is spliced from 3 exons.
CCAAAAAUCUAUAAAAAUCUAAAAAUUAUCAGUAACGCGGCACAGCGCUGAAAAUGCAGGCCCAUCAUGCCAUGCCGGACUUUCGCUGCCGCAACAAUUGCCAGCACAAGGAGUGCCAGCGGCAUGCCCCACUGGGCAUCAUCGAUCAGCACACGCAAUGCAAGUGCUUGGGCGAGGUGAAUGCCUCCUCAAUAUUCCUGGAGAAUGUCUUGGAUCUGGCCAACACGCUCGCACAGAUCAUGAUCACGUGCGGACUGCACGAGUGCAAGGCCAAGUCGACGGUGGACAUUAUUACGUAUGCAUUCCUGCACUACGAUCAGGUGUGCUACUGCAUCGAUACGACGCCCAAGAAGCGACUGAGGAAGGAGGAUCUGUUCCACGAGCUGGGCAAAAAGUCGCUAAUGAACAAGGUGGAGGCACAUCUGGCCUAUGCCAUUAUCAAGCGGGGCUUCAAGGCCUUCUACUACGAGCCCAAGGCGGAGCUGACAUACGAUGAGCAGGGCAGACCCUCCUAUAACGACGAGUGCGUGUGGGUGCAUGCCGCGCGAAAGUCUGCCGAGAGCUAUGCCCGCUUUGAUGGGCUGUCCUGCAGCGAGCAACUGGCCUACGAGGCCAAGAUAAAGAUUGCCUACAAAAAAUUCUACGAUCGCAUGCAGACGCGCAAGCGGCAGCCCGAGGGUGACGAUUGCAAUUGCUGUUUCUGUGCCAAGAAGCGGGGACAUUUGGUGUAUGCCAAGGAGCCAGCGCCCUGCAGCACCAAGAAGAAGCCCAAACACGUCUGCCCCUACUGCUGCAAGAAGAAGCAAAAGAGCUCGUACGUCCAUCCAGCGCGACAGCCCGCCAAGUGCCCCAAGUGCCACAAGUCGCGCAAGUUCUGUUGCUGCACGAAGCUCGACUUUAAUCUUCAGUGGGUGCGCAGCAUUUGGGAGCGACCUGACUUCAAUCAGUACUACAAGAACGAAAUUGCCGAGAUUGAGGAUCGCCUGGUCAAGGGCUCGUGCUGGCUGCCGCCAGAGCCGCUGGCCGACCAGCUCGACGGCGAGGAAGGUGAAGAGGAGGACGCUGGCCAUGCCAUACCACCCGAUACGCUGCUAGCUCUGGGCGGGAAGACUGCCGCCAUUCCUGAGGCUCCAGAGGCUGUUGCUGAGAGGGCCUCAGACAUGGCCAAUGACGUGGCAGAGGAGUAGCUCCCAGUGAAUUAUUUGCUAACCGCAUUCUAAAUUGAAUGGAAAACUAUCUACAAAACAUUUUAAGCUCUAAAUUAACUGUAAAAUACAAUGGAAAAUGCACAGAAA